AUGAAGAAAUAAGAUUUGAUCACUGCAAAAUGGACAAUAGUGAAAACUAUCAUUCUCCAACAGACACAGAGGAUGAUGUUUAUGUCACUAUAGAAGACUGUCGCGCAGAGCUGAAAAACUCAGGAUCACAAGCAGUGGAUUAUGACAAUGUGAACACACAGCAGCUGCAUGCAAAGACUAAACAACGCACAGCUUCAUCUAGUUACAACAUCAUCAUAUCUGCUCUUGGUCUUCUGCUGCUUGGAGCUUUAGUGUCACUCUGUGCUGUAGGGAUCUUGUAUCACAAUAAAGUUGUUUCCACUGAGAUAUUAAGUGAAGGACACGAGAACACUACAGCCAAACUGAUGGGGCUAAAAUACAAAGCCACCGAGAUAGAGAAACUGAUUGGGAUGCUGAAGGCAAAAUACCAGCAAGCUCAUGAACGUCUGUCUGCAUGCAAUGGAAAACAAAACUGUACACUUUGUGAGGAAGGAUGGAAUUCUCUUGGUUUAAAGUGUUACUACUUCUCCACUCAUACAUUGAACUGGACACAGAGUCGAGAUUACUGUGUGGAUAAAGGAGGCCACAUGGUGAUUAUAACCAGCCAAACUUAACAGACACACUGGAUUGGCUUGAAUGACUUGGAGACUGAGGGUCAGUGGAUGUGGGUGAACAACCAGCCCUUAAAUGAGACGG
Tachysurus vachellii is the source of this 675-nucleotide messenger RNA. Its product is annotated as C-type lectin domain family 1 member B-like. The record is from RefSeq and is a predicted model, not a curated record. Bases 30 to 593 code for a protein of 187 amino acids. The transcript has 8 exons. Lineage: Eukaryota; Metazoa; Chordata; Actinopteri; Siluriformes; Bagridae.